GGGCGUGCCAAAUUCCAAGAGAGAGGAGAGGAGAGGGGAGUCAGAUAGAGAGAGGGGCGCGAGGUUACAUUGCAAGCUUUUUGCAAAAAUGGGGGACGAUCGACCUUUCGUGUGCAACGCUCCUGGCUGUGGACAGAGGUUUACCAAUGAGGACCAUUUGGCGGUACACAAGCACAAGCAUGAGAUGACUCUGAAAUUUGGACCAGCUCGGACCGACUCUGUUAUUAUUGCAGACCAGACACCCACUCCCACUCGUUUCCUAAAGAACUGUGAGGAGGUUGGUCUGUUUAAUGAGCUUGCCAGCUCCUUCGAACAAGACGACGAUGACAAGAGGGCCAAGAACUCUCUCCCUGCUGCCAACUCUGUAGCUUUGGACAUGAGCCUUCAGACACCAUCAGACGUGAAGGUGAAAGAGGAGGCGCCUGUAGAGGUUGAUUCUUCACCACCAGGCAGCCCUGAAUCUAUUUCUGGGAAUUCAGACAACAACAGGGAGCCUCUAGUUAAAGUAAAGGACUCACCAUCCAGGAAUUCAGCCCCCACUCCGACUAUCGUGCGUCCAGGUUCCCUCCCACUACACUUGGGCUUUGAUGCUCUUCAGCCCACCAUGCCGUCACCCACCUCUGUCAUCACACAGGCACCACCUUCAAAUCGUACUUUGGGUUCACCAACCAGCCAUUACCCCAUGAUGAUGCUUCCCUCUGGUCAGGCAGUGCCAGUUCUCCCUGGACCCGUACAGAUGCCGUCUGUCAUUAAUCUGGCCCGACCCAUGUGCAUGGUACCCAACAUUCCUGGGAUCCCUGGUCCUCCUCUGGGAGGCAGCAGCAGCGGCUCUAACUCCCCCUCUGGCUACAGCAUCCACUCAGAGGCCAAGAUGCGUCUGAAGGCAGCACUGUCCCAGCAGAGCCCGUCAGGACAUAGUAUGGGACUCAUGGCCAUGGGCAGCAGCCCCAUGGUACCUCAGAAGGCAGAGCAGAGCCAGCUGCUUGUCCAGCAUCCAGAUGCUCCAUCACCUGCACAACCUCAGGUAUCUCCAGCACAACCUACAGGUGGGCGUCGACGGCGUACGGCAGACGAUGACCCCGAUGAGCGAAGGCAGCGCUUCCUCGAGAGGAAUCGGGCGGCGGCAUCGCGCUGCAGACAGAAACGCAAACUGUGGGUCUGUUCCCUAGAGAAAAAGGCCGAGGAGCUCAGCUCUCUGAACGUCUCUCUGUCUAAUGAAGUGUCUCUUUUGCGGAACGAAGUGGCUCAUUUGAAGCAGCUGCUGUUGGCCCACAAGGACUGUCCUGUAACCACCCUACAAAAGAAGACUGCCUACUUAGCUGCAGAAGAGAGCAUGAAAGACACCUCGGAGCCGACAGGUUCUCCUGCCCCGGUGAUUCAGCACAGCUCUUUGGCGCACAGCCCCUCCACAGGGCAAAACGGUUUGAGCUCAAGGGCAGCAGCUGAAGCCAUGGCUAUGUCUGUGCUGGCAGGAAUGGGGCAGCAGCAGAGGGCUGAGAGUGGAGCCUCUCACAUUAUCAUGGCUGCACAGUCUCAAUCGGCUGCCAGAUGAUGAGCGAUGCCACCGUGGCCCAGACUUGGCUCAUCACCCAGGAGUAGAAAAGACUCCCACCUCCCAAGUUCCCUAAUCUCCAAGCCUGAAUUUCACAUUUUGCUCUUCCCCACCUCCCUCUAACCCUCCUGUGGAGCCAUCAUGCUGUGGCCUGGAGCUCAGCAGCAGCCUUCUGGGAAUGGACUGAGACUUUUGAGAGAGCUUCCUGUUCACUUUGCCAUAGACUACAGGGGCUGGACUCCAAUAUCCCUUCCCCUGGUUCCCCCCUGUGCUUCCCUGCUCAUCUCUCCCUAACCCUCAGUCAGAGUGACUCUUCACUGGACUGUAUGACUGCAUCGAAUAUACUGCCGUAAUGAACUGCCCAUGUGGACGCGUACCACACGUGUGCACAGUUUCAGACCCAUAGAUGUUACGUAAAUAUUCUUGAUCAAACCAGAUAGCAGACAACGCACAGGGCUUUACACUGUUUUCAGCAGGGAAUAGUGCCUCGCGCUCCUCGACUUUUCAGCCAUCCACACACCCACACAUACCAUCACAGCAUACGUCCCUAUACAUCCUCGGCUCCAAAGAUGCAGUAAUUACCUAGAAUGUCUGACGCUGAUGCUCAGACCUCAGUUAUUCACCCAGACCUUUUGGAAAUGGUUCCAACUCAAAGCGAUCUCAAGACGGACCCAUAAACCUUACCUCAUGUACACCCCUUUAUGAUAAAAUGUAUUAACUGUGUGUGUGAUUGUAUAUUUAUGUACAUCAGAACAUAGCAGUUUGCCUACUCCUGAUCUGAUGCAUUAUUAGCUAGAUUGUUAGCAUGUGACUUUUUCUAAUAGGGUGUUAUGUUCUUGAUACAGUAUGUGCAGCUAUAUUUUUUAGACUAAUUGGCACAUCCUCACAUGUUAAUCGCCAGAAACAAAACAUGUUGGAUUUUGACUUAGAAUUAGUUUAUUGGAGCAAGAUUUUUCGUCUGAGCUGAAGGAUAUUGAAUCCCUCUCAUCCUUCAUAGAUUUCCUAAAACACAGGCAGGUAGUUUAGCGGUUUAUUAGUUUUUAAGCGGAUGCCUUUUCCAUUUUAGAUGAAACUAUUCUCAAGACUGUGUUCGUCUGUGUGGGCCCUGGACUUACUGUAACUGUUAUUUUCACACUUCUCAGGAUGGUUGCACAUCCUUGCUGCUCGUUGGAAGUGCGAUGAACCCCUUAGUCUCUUUGCUCUUUACCAAACCUAAAAUAAGCCAUAACGACAACAAAAACAGAUCUCUGGAUCUCCAAAGACCACCUGGUACUUGUUCUGGUGACGGGAAGUAAAUAGCCUGACUGUUAUUUUAUGAUUCAGAGGUCACGGUGACAAUACAUCACUGUGUGUUACUUGCACUUAAACACAGUCUCGCAUACAACGUCUGAUAAUUUUGCCUUAAGAUCACAUUGGUGCCUCUGAUACUCCUGCUUCAACACACGCAGAUUUGCUCCUGUGAAAAAUAACAGCCUCAGAGAACUGUAUUUGUCUUAAUUUCAUAAAAUGUAAAGCAACCAAUGGGAAACGAGAGAUUUAACGACUCGCUGAUGUUUCCCUGAAGUCUGUAAAAACAACACUUCAUUCAGUGAUAGUGUAUUUGCUAAAGUGUAACAGUACAUGUCUGUCAUCUGGUGGAGAGACAAAGCAAAGACAAUUUCAGUGGUAAAAGCUUUAAAGGCAUAAAAACACAACUUGUGACUGUUUCUGAAAGGCUCCAGAUCUUUAGCAAUCCCACCGAGGUAUUCUACCCAGAUAUCAAUAUAUUUUUACACGAACACCGAAACAAGCGGUUUGCUUUUCUUGUUUUUCUUGUAUAUUUCUGUCCCUCUCCACCCCCAUUUUGCCCUCUGUUGUCUGAUAUGAUCAUAUAUUUGCAAGAUGUGAUAUUACAAAAACGAGAUCUGUCUGUUAACACGCACCGAUCAGCGACGACAUUAAAACCACCUGCCUGAUAUAGUGCGUCUUCCCGGGCCGCCAAAACAGCUCUGACCUGUCUGAGCGUUGACACGGGAGCUCUGGGGGUCUGACACCGUGACGUUGACAGACGAUCCUUUGGGUUGUGGGAUGGGGCCCCCCGUGGAUCAGGUUUUUUCCGGUGGAUUUCCCAGAUGCUCGGUCAGGUUGGGAUAUGGGGAGUUUGUAGGGUGGCCCAUGGGCUCUUUGUUGUGUUCCUCAAGGUGUUUUUUUUAGCAGUUUUAGUGUUGUUGCAGGACACAUUAUCCAGGGUGUGGGUGGUACAUGUCAAAGUAGCACCCACAAGGAUUCAUAGCAGAACAGUGCUUUAUAACAAGACUUCCCCUGUCAGUGGUUUUAAUGUUGCGGCUGCUCGGUGUGAGGACAUGUCUUUAUGCACUAAAGUUAAUUGUUGCUUUGUAUUACUAUUCAUUUUAAGUUUUUACAGUUGUCUUGUCCUGGUCUUUGUCAGAGAAUUUUUUUUUUUUUUUUUUUUUUUUUUUAAAUGUUUGUUUCCUCUUAUCUGUACUGUAUACACAAAUGGGAAAUUGCUCAUCAACUUUAAAACUUUUACCUUUGACUGAACCUUUUAUCCUACAGUCCCAAAGGCGACCCCAGCAUUUUGUUGUACCUGCUGGCACUAUAUUUGCCUGGCAGUCCCGUAUAGACGAUUGUUCAUAUGAAAUGACGAUUCAAACUAUAUUUAGCUUUUAUGUUUUCCUGUAGUUCAUGUCAUCUGCACCUUUUUCUUUCAUUUGUUUUGUUUUCUUUUGUUGCGUGCUGUUGUCAGCACUAUACAACCUUUGUCAUAACGCUUCUGAUUGUACUGAUGAAUAUAGAGACUAAUUUCUGUAACACAAAGAUUGUUUUGUUUUUUGGUUUGUUUUCUGAACAGAAACAUGUAGACCUUUUUCAAAAAAGAAAUUUUAUCCCCUUUGUUAUAUCUUCUAAGAUGAAUUUGGUCCCGUCUUUUGGCUGUUCUCAUCUAACUUAUUUUUUUAAUUGGUCAAACAACAAUAUUCAUUACAGUCUUUGGCCUAUUAGUGUUAGUUAGAAUUGUCGUGAAAAGAGCAAUUGAAUGAAAAAUGCAACAAUGUGAAAGUUGCACAUAGUGUAUUAAUGGUUUUUCACACUCCCAUUGUUGGACUGAUGAUUUCAAAAUUUGUCCCUGUACUGUACAUAUCUGUACUAUAUGAAUAUAUUUACUUUUCCAUGCAUGUCCAAGUGGAAUACCAUGAACACUUAAAGUGCUGCAGUUUUGAUUAAAGAAACUACAUCUAAAUGAA
Molecule: messenger RNA, 4794 nt
Organism: Amphiprion ocellaris (clown anemonefish)
Lineage: Eukaryota; Metazoa; Chordata; Actinopteri; Pomacentridae
Gene: atf7a
Product: activating transcription factor 7a
Exons: 12
Coding region: 89-1552 (487 amino acids)
Biological process (GO): regulation of transcription by RNA polymerase II
Molecular function (GO): DNA-binding transcription factor activity, RNA polymerase II-specific; cAMP response element binding
Source: RefSeq, a predicted model, not a curated record